CAGGGACUAACCUACGCAAAAUAGAUAAAUACUAUUUGUAAUUAAAUGGAACCGGCUCUUGAUAUUUAUCAGUAUAUUUACGAUCUGCCGCUCAUCGAAAGAAGACAGCUGUGUAAAGCUUUAAAUGAAGACAAUAAGUGGGAAAAACUUGCUGCUGAAAUGUCUUACGAUUCCUAUGAAAUAGGAAAGUUAAGAAAUAAAGAAGAUCCAACUGACCAACUUUUUACAAUGUGGGGAGAAUAUAAUCAUUCGCUAUCGGAAUUAUUUGUUAUACUAUCUCGAAUAAGGUAUUAUCAAUUAAUGACCAUAUUAAAACCAUUUGUCCAUAGUAGAUAUCAUGUACUUUUAAACAAUGUUAAAGACAAUUACAAUAAAAUAGUUCAAAAUGAGAAACAAACGAAAGACACUAAAGACUUGAAAAUUGGAGUACAAAAUUUUAAUCAUAAUCAGAAGCCCGAUGAAAAUACAAUUAAAGUGAUUGUAAAUCAAAACACAAAGGAGGAUUCGAUAAAAAUAUUAAAUCAACCAAUUCAGCAACAGCAACAGAACGAAACACCAAGUAAUUCGGAUAAUUUGUUAAUCUCUAUACCAACGAUAUUUAAGACAUUAUUACCAAGAAUUUCAUACGACGAAUUGACCGCAGCAACGGAUAAUUGGAAUAAAGAAAAUAUAUUGGGAAAAGGAGGAUUUGGAACUGUUUAUAAAGGAAUAUGGAAAAAUACCGAGGUGGCUAUUAAAAAACUUGAACCAAGAGGUUCUGAUUACGAUGAAAGCUAUACGUUACAAAUAGCCCAAUCAUUUCGUGAAAUCAGAAUUUUAAAUUCUCUACCGCACGAGAACAUUCUUCCCCUCUAUGCAUAUAGCGCAGGUAGUAAGGCACCUUGCCUUAUAUACCAGUGUAUGAAGAAUGGAUCGUUAGAAGAUCGACUGCAUCUGAAACACGGAUAUCCAGCACUAAAUUGGCUUCAACGCCAAGUGAUUGCAAAGGGUACAGCACGAGGAUUGCAAUAUUUACACACAAUUCAUGAAAAGCCCUUAAUUCACGGUGAUAUUAAAAGUGCAAAUAUUUUAUUGGAUAGGAAUUUUGAGCCCAAAAUUGGCGAUUUUGGAUUAGCAAAAGAGGGUUCUUCCAACGACUUUUUAAAAGUGAGCAAAAUUCAAGGAACUAGACCAUAUUUACCGGAGGAAUAUAUUUUUGGCAGAUGUUUAUCAACAAAAAUUGAUACGUAUAGCUACGGUAUAGUUCUAUUUGAAUUAGCAACUGGUUUAUCCGCUUACGAUAAAUCAAGACCUACAAAUAAGCGUUUAAAAGAAUAUAUAGAUAAUUUUGACGAUAGUGAUUUACAUUUAUUAAAAGAUAAACGAGCAGGAGAAAAAUAUGAAGAAGCUUACAAGUAUUUAAUGUCUCUUGGAAAGUGGUGCUCGAAUAAAUUAGCGGCACAUAGGCCAGAAAUGUCAGUUGUUUAUGAAAAAUUUGAAAAUUAAUUCCAAAUGGUAAAUUAUUAAUAAAAAUG
Ceratosolen solmsi marchali is the source of this 1514-nucleotide messenger RNA. It is a transcript of the gene pll, whose product is annotated as serine/threonine-protein kinase pelle. Bases 46 to 1485 code for a protein of 479 amino acids. Gene Ontology annotation, biological process: signal transduction; protein phosphorylation. The transcript has 4 exons. NCBI's taxonomy places the organism in Eukaryota, Metazoa, Arthropoda, Insecta, Hymenoptera, Agaonidae. The record is from RefSeq and is a predicted model, not a curated record. Gene Ontology annotation, molecular function: ATP binding; protein binding; protein kinase activity. Gene Ontology annotation, cellular component: plasma membrane.